Molecule: messenger RNA, 3884 nt
Organism: Neopelma chrysocephalum (saffron-crested tyrant-manakin)
Lineage: Eukaryota; Metazoa; Chordata; Aves; Passeriformes; Pipridae
Gene: PMS1
Product: PMS1 homolog 1, mismatch repair system component
Exons: 13
Coding region: 788-3649 (953 amino acids)
Biological process (GO): mismatch repair
Cellular component (GO): MutLalpha complex
Molecular function (GO): ATP binding; ATP hydrolysis activity; mismatched DNA binding
Source: RefSeq, a predicted model, not a curated record
AAGUCAUCAGAGGUUGGAUGGGUGGGAAGGCCCCAGUGGUCUCUCCAUCACAGCAGCUGUUCCGAGAUGUGCCCAGCGCUGCAUCCCUCGGUUUGGGCCCAGGAAAGGGAGGGCACACGAGGGCAGGUUCCUCUCCCAAACUGCCUGCAUCAGGCACAGCUCAUGGAAAAUUUGUCAUUGGGAUCUGCAGUGCUUCUGUUUUAAUACCCUCCCGUGUCUUAGUCAGUGUCGUUUCAUGGAGAUAUCCAGCUCCCAUCUGGCAAUUGCCAUGAGUAAAUCAUGAAGCACUUGACACAGGAGUCCUGUGCAAUGUGUGAAUGUGUGAGGGAACUUGCCUCAAAACUUGCCUCUCUGAACACAUGUGCAUAGUUAAUAUUGGUCCAUCUUCAACAACACAUCUUCUCAUGCUCCUUUUCCAGUUUGUGGAAAACCAAUUUGUUGGAUCUUUUUACCACAUAUGCAAGGAAAACUUCCUUUGCAAUGUAAAUAGCAAUAUAAAGAGAAAACCUCUUUGUAGCUGUUCUUAGAAAAGUUUUAAUGAUGCUUCCUCUUCAUAACACUGGUUUGCUUUUUUUUCCUGUCUAAGUAACCACAUUUUUGCCUUGUCUUUUAUGUUUGAAGAGUGUCAGUCUUUAGAAGGAUGUCGAGGCAGAGAAGUGUCCUGUAAUUGUUGUAUCAGCUGCAUGUACCCUGCAGGGUAGUGGUGCCCAGGGGUGUUGGCUGCAAUCCCUCACCAUGUCCUGACUGUAUCAGGAGGAAAUCUGGCUUCUCUGAAUCUUAUUCCACUAUGAAGCAGCUGCCAGGAGAGACUAUUCGUCUCCUUUCAAGUUCUCAGGUGAUUACUUCAGUUGUCAGUGUGGUGAAGGAGCUGAUAGAAAAUUCCUUGGAUGCCAGUGCCACAAAUAUUGAUGUUAAACUGGACGACUACGGGUUUAGCAAAAUAGAAGUAAGAGACAAUGGCAGUGGGAUCAAGGUUGAGGAUGUUCCUGUUAUGGCCAUGAAACACUACACCUCAAAAAUAAGCUCUUCUGAGGACCUUGAAAGGUUGACAACGUACGGUUUCCGUGGGGAAGCUUUGGGGUCAAUUUGCAGCAUAUCGGAGGUUUUGGUCACAACCAAGACAGCUGCUGAUGAUAUCAGCACUCAGUAUGCUUUGAAUAGCAACGGGCAUGUAACUUCUAAAAAGCCUUCCCAUCUAGGACAAGGUACCACAGUAACAGUCCUAAAUUUGUUCAAGAAUCUUCCAGUAAGAAAGCAGUUUUACUCAACAAGUAGAAAAUGUAAGGAAGAACUAAAAAAAGUCCAAGAUCUGCUGACAGCAUAUGGUAUCAUAAAACCGGACCUGAGGGUAACAUUAAUACAUAAUAAGGCAGUUAUUUGGCAGAAGACCAGGGUGUCAGAUCACAAAAUGGCCUGUAUGUCAGUUCUGGGAACAGCCGUUAUGGGCAGUAUGGUACCUUUUCAGCACUGCUGUGAAUAUCCUGAGAUAAAUCUUUCUGGAUUUCUCCCAAAAGCUGAGUCAGACAGUUCUUUGACUAGUCUUUCAAGUUCAGAAAGGAGUUUCAUUUUUAUAAAUAAUCGUCCAGUUCUUCAGAAGGAAAUACUUAAGUUAAUUCGACAAUACUACAGUAUGAUGACACACAAGGACUGUACUCGUUUAUAUCCUGUUUUCUUUUUGAAUAUUACUGUACCUGCCUCUGCUGUGGAUGUGAAUGUAACACCUGAUAAAACUCAAGUUUUGCUGCAUUAUAAGGAAUCUGUCUUACUUGCAGUUGAAAAUGUGUUGAAAUCACUGUAUGGGCCACUACCUGCUGCAGUCCCUGGUGAAAGUAAUAAAACAGAUGUUACCUCAGCAGACAUGUUUGUUCAUAGAACAGAACAAACAGAUGUGGUUGGUAAUGAAAUGGGACCAUCUGGAAACGAUGAGCUACAUGCUCAUACUUCAUUCCUUUCACUCAGCAGCGAUGUGCAAAACUGUCAAGCAGUAAAAAACACAGAGAUCUGCUUAAAUCAUCAGACUCCUUGUGCUGAUAAUGUACAUAGUCGCCUGGACGAGAGAGAGGUUUCUAAGAGUGAUGCCUUUCCAGACAGUUCCUUAAAUUUAUUGUGUGAGGAGGAACAGAAUGGACAAAAUAUGACUGAUAUUCAAAGGAACAGUGUUCCUGUGGACCCCAAGUCUAAAAAAGCCGAUGAUGAGCAUCUUUUCAGUUUUGAUAAUACUGACCAAAUAGAUAAAAAUAAGGAAGCCUCAGACCCUAAAGACUUACCUGAGGAAACCUCAGUCCCUAAAGACUUACCUGAAAAAGCUUCAGUCCCUAAAGACUUACCUGAAAUCUCUGCUGAUAGUUGGAGUAUGGGAAGUGCAUUUAAAGACAGUCUAGGAGAUAAACUGGAACCUGUCAAGAUUUUGAUGCCUGAAGUUGGAGGAACAAUUAGUAAGCAAAAAGAACACACUGCUCAACAAAGCAACAAUCCACAAAUCUCAAAUCAAAGCGUAAAGAAAAAAAAAGUGAUAAGUGAAAAAUUCGGCCAUGUGACAGCUUAUGACUUAAUUAAUAGUAGAAUAAUAAAGAAAGCAAAGUCUGCAUUUGAAAUUUUCACUAACGAACGUCGUCCAAAAUUGAUAAGUGAUAAUCCGAAGACCAGCAUGGCAGACAUUCUGCUGAAGAUUGAAGAGCAGUGGAAGAAUUUGAGUGAAGAGGAAAAAAAGAAUUAUGAAAUAAAAGCCGCCAAGGACCUGGAACGGUACAACAAAGAGGUCAAGAAAGUUAGUGCCCAGACAGUGCACCGGCCAACAAAGGAGACAGGAAAACAGAAACCCAAGCUAAAGAGUUCUGCAUCUGACCAGCAGAAGCUUGACAAGAUAUUUUAUGAUUAUAUUGAAAAGAAGGGGGAACUUGAACAGCCCAUGAAAAUUGUGACAGUGCCUUUUUCUCUGAGUUCCUGUAGACGUCACCUUCAGAGACAGGAGAAAAAUGUUUCAGACGAACAAGAGCUUUUCCUGAUCCGUCGCCAGAGUUGUCCUGAUGUCUGGAUAUUUGCUACUGAAAAAAAGCUGAAGUUGCUGAAUCCAUAUAGAUUGGAAGAAGCCCUGCUAUGUAAAAGGUUACUGAUGAACCAUAAGCUGCCAGUAGAGAAACUGGAUGAGCCAAUUAUGUUAACAGACAGUCUUAUUGGUGGAUCUCAGUACAUGGCUGCUCUUUAUAAAAUGCAGAAGAAUUACCAGAGUUUCCAUGGAUCAGGUUAUUUAUCAGAUCCAAGGCUUGUAGCAAAUGGAUUCCAGAUAAAAGUGAUAGAAGGUGUUUCAGGUACAGAAAGUCAUCUGGAAGUAGAAGGGAUGGCAAAUUGUCUGCCAUAUUACGGUAUUUCUGAUUUGAAAGAAAUUCUGAGUGCAGUAGUUAAUGGAAAUGCAAAGGAAGUAUAUGAAUGUAGGCCUCUCAAAGUGGUAAAUUACUUGGAGGGAGAAGCAGUACGUUUAGCUCGGCAGCUGCCCUUACAUUUGUCAAAAGAAGAUGUACAAAACACAAUUUACAGGAUGAAGCAACAGCUUGGAAAGGAAAAUAAAGGCUGUGUUCAUGGUCGUCCUUUCUUUCAUCACUUAACAGAUAUUCCAGAAGUUGACAAGCACAACUCCAUGGAAAUUACUUAGUAAAUGGAACAUUUUGUUUGGAGUCAUACUUCUCUUGCUUAAUUUUUAUCAUUACUCUGUAAUUUCAGUAUGUUGUGUGCAAAGGUUUUGUUAUAAUGACUUUUCAUUGUCGUAUGUUCACCUCCUAGAGACUUCUUUUAUUUAAGUGCUACUUGUAAAUUGGAAAUAAAUACUGUGGAGAAACUACUCAUCACUGUUUUUAAAAAGAAUUUAUUAAAGAAAUGUUCUCAACUGG